GAUCUAGAAAUGGCAGACCGACUUGUCUACUCUCCGCUUCGGACUGCCUUGUUAAUCUCGGUCUUGGCAGUCCUAUCAAGCGUGCAUGGCAUCGGCGUCAACUACGGUUUGGUUGGCGACAACCUACCCAAGCCCAGCGCGGUGGUGGAUCUCUACAAAUCCAACAAUAUCGAUGGCAUGAGGAUCUUUAAUCCAAACCAUGACGUCCUCGAAGCCCUACGAAGAUCCAACAUCACACUCAUCGUUGGCGUUGAGCACAAAGAUCUCCAACCUCUGGCCUCCGAUGCUUCCGCAGCUACCAACUGGGUUCAGACCAACAUAGUACCCUACUCGCCCAGCGUCUCCUUCCGCUACGUAGUCGUCGGCAACGAGGUCAUCCCCGGAGAUUUGGCGCAGUACGUCUUCCCCGCCAUGCAAAAUAUCCAAACCGCACUCGAUUCCGCCGGCCUACAAGUCAACGUCUCAACCUCGGUCGCGCUAUCUGUUCUCGGCUCAUCGUAUCCUCCCUCCGCCGGUGCUUUCACUCCGGAAGCACAAACCUACAUGAAACCCAUCAUACAGUUUCUCGCCGGCGGUGGAUCCCCGCUCCUCGUCAACGUGUAUCCUUACUUCGCCUACAGAGACAACGCUGAUCAGAUCGCGCUGUCCUAUGCCCUGUUCACCUCCGAAGGAGUGGUGGUGACUGAUGGAGCAUAUGGUUACAAGAACCUGUUCGACGCAAUGCUGGAUGCGACCUAUGCGGCGAUGGAGAAGGUGGGAGGGAAGGAUGUGGCCGUCGUGGUGACCGAGAGUGGCUGGCCAUCAGAUGGCGGCUUUGCAGCAAAUAUCAGCAAUGCUCACACAUACAUCCAGAAUCUGAUCGAUCACGUUGGGGAAGGAACACCAAGAAGACCUGCACCGAUCGAAGCCUACAUAUUUGCCAUGUUUAACGAGAACCAAAAGGAAGCAGGAACGGAGCGAAACUUCGGUCUCUUUUACCCGGAUGAGCAACCCGUCUACCCAUUAAGCUUUGUUUAGCCAAAACAUGGUGGAAGAACUCAUUCCUAUAUCUCAAAACGCAAAACCAUAAGGCACCGGAAGAACUCCCAAAAUUCUGGUCCUUCAAGUCUCGCACUAGGGAAUACCCAUGUUUAGGAAACUUA
Messenger RNA from Musa acuminata subsp. malaccensis (wild Malaysian banana), 1142 nucleotides. RefSeq names its product glucan endo-1,3-beta-glucosidase-like. The record is from RefSeq and is a predicted model, not a curated record. Gene Ontology annotation, molecular function: hydrolase activity, hydrolyzing O-glycosyl compounds. Gene Ontology annotation, biological process: carbohydrate metabolic process. Gene Ontology annotation, cellular component: plasma membrane. Lineage: Eukaryota; Viridiplantae; Streptophyta; Magnoliopsida; Zingiberales; Musaceae.